Durusdinium trenchii is the source of this 1818-nucleotide messenger RNA. The record is from the annotation of a GenBank genome assembly. Lineage: Eukaryota; Dinophyceae; Suessiales; Symbiodiniaceae.
ACGGAGGACUGGCAGGGCCGUUUGGGCCGUUUGGGACGGGUUUGGGAGAGUGAAAGAGGUGGGCAUUUGAACCCGAGGUUAUGACAGGCGGUGUGGCAUGAACAUCAUAACAUGUAUUAUGAGGCUCUUGGCUUGAGCAGGUUUCAAGUUUGACCAAGUCUUCGGACAGUGCUGUUUUCGAGCGAGAACAGUCGCUUGACCAGUUUGCACCCAUGGGAGCUCAGUUCCAACGUUGUCGACACAGGCGUGCAGUCUUGGCAUGCUGCGCUUUCACGGGAGCAGGAUUGGCAUUCUUCUAUGCAUUCCCUGCACCAGUGGUGCUUCUCGCAUGCGCUUUGCUGGUGCUUAUGACCUUGGUCUUCGUUUCAAAGGGCACUUCUUCAUGGAUUCUCCCGCCUAACUCGCCCAGCUCGCCUGGCCAGGCGCAUCUUCACUGGAAUCCGGACAUUGGUCGGCGUGGCAUGGGGGAUCUAAUUCACAGUGUGAACCAUAUUGGCCUGGUGGUCUCAGACGUGGGGCGGUCGCUUGCCUUUUACACCGAGAUCAUUGGCUUCCAGCAAAUUCAACGACCCAACUUUGAUCGCCAUGGUGCCUGGCUCACGAUGGGGAACUUGGAGCUGCACCUCAUCAAGGGAGUACCCAAUGCCCCCUCAGGUCGCGAUUUGAUCGUCUCACACAUAGCCCUUGAGACAGAUCAGCCAGACAAGGUCCGUCAGAAGCUGAUGGAAUACGACGUGCCCUUUAGGCAAAACAUUUCAGUUCCCGAUCCCAAAAGGGCGCGAGAGAAUUUGGUCGAGUCCUUUGAGAACAGCGAAGGGAAGAUCACGCAAUAUUCCAUCCGCGAUCCAGAUGGCUAUUAUUUGGAGGUUUGCAACUGCGACAUCCUCACAGCUUUCUGCUUGUUCAAAGAGGACGAGAGCAAGCAAGAGAAUGCAGGCCAUGUCCCCAAAUACAUGGAGCUUAUCGAUGCCAUGCUUGGUACUUACCAGGAGGAGUGCGGGCAGGUCAAGGCCUCAUCUUUUCGCUUUCCACAGCUGUUGAAGACAGCUGUGAUCAUUCAUCGUCUCGUCCGCAGAGCACGUGCUGAGUUGAAGAAAAGCUUUGCGGAGCGGGUGGAGAAAGCAUUGAUGGGAGUGCAGGAAGCCACAGCGCCUGAUGCUGCCUUGCUAGCCAAGUUCCUCGGCCGCCAGAAGACAUAUUGCGACAUUUGCCAAGGUUUCUCGAAAGAGGAUUUGGCCUCCGCCCUGUGCAAGAGUGGGAAUUCCGCCCCAAAAGCUUUGCUCCUGCUGGCCGCUUGCCGAAAGCAUGUGAGGGUGUGCUUACCGCCUCAAUACCUCUUGAGCGAGGGUGGACGCAUAAAACAACAAGUGAUGGCAGUGGCAGCACCCAACUCGCCCAGGCGCAGGGCCUUUGGUGCAAGGAGCAUGUUUGCCUCCAAGCCCUUCGAGGAUGCAGACCCUCCAAGCCUUUCGAGGAGCCUGUCGCCGGAGCGACGGGUUGCUUCAACCCUCCUGGAACGCAAGACCGAGGGGGAGCGACACGGUCCGAUGCUAUCUGUGCGGUUUGAAGAUGAUGCAAAGAUGCAAGCAUAUCUCCAAGAGCGCAAUGUCACGCACGAAGUGGUGAGCGCAGUCAGCGGUGCAGCGCUGUCUAGCAUGGCCAGAGCAAAGCUGUCCAAGAGAGGUGUAGCAGCACAGCUGCGCUGAGGAUUGGUUGAACCAAGACACGUUUCAAUCUGAAUGCAUUCAGCUUUUUUCCCUAGCAAGCUGACUGCUUUUAGUAUUCUAUGUCAUGGCACCCAAAUACAUAGGAAACAAG